Messenger RNA from Diceros bicornis minor, 621 nucleotides. It is a transcript of the gene MGST2, whose product is annotated as microsomal glutathione S-transferase 2. The record is from RefSeq and is a predicted model, not a curated record. The coding region runs from base 73 to 513 and encodes 146 amino acids. Gene Ontology annotation, biological process: leukotriene biosynthetic process. Gene Ontology annotation, molecular function: enzyme activator activity; leukotriene-C4 synthase activity; glutathione peroxidase activity. Gene Ontology annotation, cellular component: nuclear envelope; endoplasmic reticulum; membrane. NCBI's taxonomy places the organism in Eukaryota, Metazoa, Chordata, Mammalia, Perissodactyla, Rhinocerotidae. The transcript has 5 exons.
CAGCAUUGCAAAGUCGAAAGUGCCUCUGUUAUCUACAAAUAGUUCUGUGAACCAGAACAUUCUAUAUGAAAGAUGGCUGGGAAUUCAAUCUUGCUGGCUGCUGUCUCUGUCCUCUCUGCCUGUCAGCAAAGUUAUUUUGCUUUGCAGGUAGGAAAGGCAAGAUUAAAAUACAAAAUUACGCCCCCGGCAGUCUCUGGGUCACCAGAGUUUGAAAGAAUAUUCCGUGCACAACAAAACUCUGUGGAGUGUUACCCCAUAUUCGUGAUUACACUGUGGAUGGCCGGAUGGUAUUUCAACCAAGUUUUUGCUACUUGUCUGGGUCUCGUGUACAUCUAUGCCCGUCACCAGUAUUUCUGGGGAUAUUCAGAAGCUGCUAACAAAAGGAUCGCUGGUUUCCGGUUGAGUCUGGGGAUUUUGGCCUUGUUGACCGUCCUGGGUGCACUGGGGAUUGCAAACAGCUUUCUGGAUGAAUAUCUGGACCUCAAUAUUGCCAAGAAACUGAGGCGCUUCUAACUUUUCCCCUCCUUUGCUCAAAUGCUUGCAGAAGAUGUUUUCACCCUGAAGGUUAUACUUGUUUAAUUAAAGAAAAUAAAAGUCUUUGUUUUGUUUUUUUUGAAAUGG